Molecule: messenger RNA, 1748 nt
Organism: Corythoichthys intestinalis (scribbled pipefish)
Lineage: Eukaryota; Metazoa; Chordata; Actinopteri; Syngnathiformes; Syngnathidae
Gene: kcnk18
Product: potassium channel, subfamily K, member 18
Exons: 4
Coding region: 258-1451 (397 amino acids)
Biological process (GO): stabilization of membrane potential; potassium ion transmembrane transport
Cellular component (GO): plasma membrane
Molecular function (GO): outward rectifier potassium channel activity; potassium ion leak channel activity
Source: RefSeq, a predicted model, not a curated record
CUUAGUUAAACCUCACAUUUAGUUUGGUGUGCCCCUGACCGUUGAAGUGAGAGAACAUCAUGGUGAGAUCAGAGGAGCUGUCUGAGGCCUUCAGAAAGAAGAUUGUAGACACUUGUGAGUCUGUGCAUGUGUGUCCAUGCUCACAUUGUCUGAGCAGACCCAGAGCACAUUUGUGGAGCAUCAAGGCAAGACGGGCAGAGACACUUCCAACUGGCAAAGCUGUGCAGUGGUAGAGGAAGAAGAGGACGGAGGAGAAAAUGAGAGCUACGCAAGACAAGCAAGCAAAAAGCCCGUUCAGCCAGGCCAAUAUGUGCAAAGUGCGGAUGUGGAAGCUGCUCCCUCACGUAAUGCUGUGCCUGUCUUUGGUCAUUUACGCAGCACUGGGUGCGUGUUUGUUCCAAUACAUCGAAGGAAGGGCACCUCCCAUGAAAAAGGAAUACCAUGACUUCUUGGGCGACAUUAUCCUGCAUGUCCAGAAUCUCACCAAACAUCCAUCUACUCACCAAAACAUAGUGAUAGAAGUGGAGCAUAAGAUGAAGAAUUUUCAGACCAAAUGGCUCCAAACACCUGACAUGUGGACAUUCUUUGGCGCAAUGUUCUUCGUAUGCACAGUCUUCACAACGGUUGGCUAUGGAGCCAUCUAUCCAGUCACCCUACCUGGUAAAGUGGCGUGUAUCUUGUAUUCUAUGGUGGGCAUUCCGCUAAUGCUUUUAGUCAUGCUUGAUAUCGGAGACUUCAUGGCUACGUUGUUGACCAAAGCGAUUGUUCAUAUCCAUGCCUUCUUCAAAGUCCUACGCUCACACUGUCUGUCCAAACUGACACUUUGCGGGAACGUGAGAGAGUCGAACCAUCGGACUUUGGAAGACGGUACAAUUGUUUACAGCAAUGACAUUGUGAUUCAUGAACUACUCAACGUCCGGGAAGUCUUGCAAAGUCAAGUGACAGUGAAGUCCAAUUCCAUUCAGCUCCAAAAAAAUCGAGAGAUCUUUGAGAAGAUUCUUGCCAAAGAGAAUCUCCUGCAUACGGGGCCAUUGCUAAGGAGCCUGUCUUGCCCAGAACUGAAUCAAAUGCCACCGUUGCCCAAGGGAUUUGCCAUAUGGGACUUCACCGGAAUGGGAGACACUAUGGACGCGCUGGAUGUACCAUUUGUGCUCAUUCUUUUCAUCGUGUUUGCUUACAUUUUCCUUGGAGGGCUCAUUCUUCCAAUAUGGGAGACAGAAAUGGAGGGAUUUGACCCUUACUAUUUCUGUUUUAUCACACUCACAACUAUUGGGUUUGGAGACAUUGUGCCUCAACAUCCCAAUUUUUUUAUGCUCACCUCACUCUUCAUCAUUGCAGGCAUGGCCAUCAUGUCCAUGGCAUUUAAGCUUAGCCAGACACGACUUGUAGACUGCUACCGCCACUGUAUUAGCAUCAUAAGCAGGGGAAACACUAAUACAGCCAAGGACUAAGGCUACGUUCACACCGCAUGGCGUGAUGCCCAAAUGUUAUUUUUCCUGUUUGUAUAGCUGUUCAUAUUGAAAACAACAUAUGCGACUCUCACUGUAAAGGGAAUGCAUCCGUGAGGUCACACUCAUGGAUACUGCCACUUGCGUGAUGUGUUUACGGGGGUAAAUAUACGUAGUCCCUUCUGACCUUUUUUCGGACCUCCGUGAAGUUGGCCUCAUCAGACGCAAAUUUAUAUAAAAAUUAGGUUUUUUUUGUUUUUUUUAAAUAUUUACAAUUAUUUUAUAGGUCGAUCUGAGAUC